Hevea brasiliensis (rubber tree) is the source of this 733-nucleotide messenger RNA. Its product is annotated as ferredoxin C 1, chloroplastic. Gene Ontology annotation, molecular function: electron transfer activity; 2 iron, 2 sulfur cluster binding. Gene Ontology annotation, biological process: electron transport chain. The record is from RefSeq and is a predicted model, not a curated record. The transcript has a single exon. NCBI's taxonomy places the organism in Eukaryota, Viridiplantae, Streptophyta, Magnoliopsida, Malpighiales, Euphorbiaceae. The coding region runs from base 120 to 554 and encodes 144 amino acids.
UAAAGCCAAAUGCCAUCUGAAAGAGAUAUUCAACAAGAAGCAAAACCUUAUCCUAUCAGCCACCACAAAUCGCUUCAAUACUAACAGAAGCUUCCCUUAUUUCCCACCUCACAAAAGCCAUGGCAACCCUUUGUUUCACUUCAUCUCCGUCCUUUACUCUCGCCAAACAACUGUUACCCACCAAACUUCCUUCCCUUAAACUCAACUACGGAACAGGCAGAUCCCUGAAGACUAUAGUUAGGUCUUACAAAGUGGUGAUUGAACAUGAGGGUCAAUCCACAGAGCUGGAGGUUGAACCUGAUGAGACCAUACUAUCCAAGGCACUGGACUCUGGACUGUCGGUGCCUUAUGACUGCAUGCUUGGGGUAUGCAUGACUUGCCCAGCUAAGCUAAUAAGCGGCACAGUUGACCAGAGUGAAGGUAUGCUUAGUGAUGAUGUGGUGGAGCGUGGGUAUACACUGUUGUGUGCAUCCUAUCCAACGUCAGAUUGUCGGAUUAGGACCAUUCCUGAAGAUGAGCUGCUGUCCUUGCAACUAGCAACAGCUAAUGACUGAAAUCUGUGCGCUUGAUUGAAAUUUCAGUUAAAAGUUUUGAUAUUGAACACUAAAUUCGAGUACAGUAUUUCUCAUGGGUAUGUUAUGGUGGAAAUGUUGAAUAGAUUUGUUUCUUAUUCAUUGUGUGUGCUAUCUGUUGGGGGUAUAAAGAAAGAUGAAAAUAAAAGCAUUUUCUGUCA